CCUUGCACAAAAUAUUUCUUUUUAAAUCAUAAAAUUAAAUUCGUGUUGCAAUGGUGCAUGCAUAUCGUUUAAAAUGAAAUGAUUUAAAAGCAAUGAUGGAAUAUGUCAAAACAUAUUGUACCGAUGUAUAGGCCCUAAAUAGGCUACAUUACACAUAUCAUGAUAGCGACUACAAUAUGUAUGGCUAUCAGGUUUUUAACAUCCUACGACAGCCUAAUUAGAUAUCAAAUGAAAAAAGGAUUCAAACCUGGGACAGCCGGUACUCUUAUAAUUACCAGACACACUAAUGACUGAGCUACCUGGUAAUUAAUCCUGAUCAUCCCAGUCCAGUCCAUCUACACAACCAAGAUUAUUCCUUUUACCUAUCAGAAACAACAUUACAUUUUCUACAAGUAAAAUUUUCAUUUCCAGCAGUUGAUUUUUUUACGGAUUUUGAUGUUCCUGAUAUUAACAUGCAUGCAGCUGUUAAACAGAUUUUUAAACAUUAAACAAUGGGUAUGUAUAUAUAUAUAUGUGUGGACAUACUUCAGUAACUCAAUAAUUAUGGCACUGAAUUAAAGGACAUUUUAAAAUAAAAAUUUGAUUCAAAUUACAAAUCGAUUUAUCUGAUCAAUCUUGGUUUUUUUUUUAAACUAAUUUAAUUACUGUACAUUUUUAUAACAGCAUUUAAAUCUUUGUUUAGAUCUUACCUUCUUUAUUUGCAGUCCUUAUUGUAUAUACCGGAAUGUAUUUAAAAGUCAAUAUUAAUACAAUCAACUGCAAUUGCCAUCGAUAUGUUUGCAAGAGAUCAAUAAUUGAAAACCAAAAUUUACAGAAUAUCUGGACAGUGUGCACACAUUCUUGCUGUGAUAGUUAUAAUUGAGGAGUGGAAAAUCGCUGGAUUGAAAGAAGUUCCCUCUCAGCCUUCAUCAACAAGUUUACCACAGCAGUGGGAUAAGCCGAGAGGACAUAAAAUAAAGCCAGAGCCUGUGUCGCAGAUGGUCAUAUCCAGACCACUCAAUAUGAAUCGGAAAAGGAAACCAGUUAUUGCCUCUUUUGUUGACAAUAGGAAAAUGCCCCUGACGACAUCCGAUAUUGCUCAUUUAAAGAGUCUCAGCAACAGCCCCAUUUCAUACUUGGUGGAAAAUGGAAGUGACACAAGUACAGUUAAUACCCCAUUAGGCCCCCAGUUCAUCGGUUCAGCUCUAAGCUAUCAUGCUCCCCUUAUACAACCUGUCACUCAACCAAGGGAGGUAAAUUCUGACAAAUGUGGAGAUAUAGCAUUUCCUAAGGAGCUACCCAGCUGUAUUGAUGUACCAGCACCAACACCAGAAUGGGGGGAUGUAUCAUUAACCCAAACAGAGGCACAGGAUAUUGAAAAGUCAACUCGCUCUCAGUCAGAUACACAACUGUGGUUCACAGAGAGAAAGAAAAGAAUCACUGCAUCAAACUUUGGUAGGAUAAUGCUUCGAAAAAAAUUUAUAAAUGAUGCUUUCAUGAGCACUUUUCAGGAGCGAAGUUUUACAUCAGCUCCAACAUCUUAUGGAAAGGCAAAUGAACUAAUAGCCAAACAAAUGUACAUCAAACAAAGUGGCAUCCAUAUCCAUGAUAUUGGCCUUGUGAUAAACCCCAAGCUACCCUUUAUAGGAGCUACCCCAGAUGCAAUUGUCUGUGACAAAAUGGUUACUGGAUUAGUUGAAAUCAAGUGCCCAUAUUCUGUGAGAGACAUAAAAAAAUGGAGGGAAAUAUGA
This is a messenger RNA of Pecten maximus, 1730 nucleotides long. RefSeq lists its product as uncharacterized. The coding region runs from base 978 to 1730 and encodes 250 amino acids. Lineage: Eukaryota; Metazoa; Mollusca; Bivalvia; Pectinida; Pectinidae. The record is from RefSeq and is a predicted model, not a curated record. The transcript is spliced from 4 exons.